Trichomonas vaginalis G3 is the source of this 528-nucleotide messenger RNA. RefSeq names its product organellar and viral DNA polymerase type B. Lineage: Eukaryota; Parabasalia; Trichomonadida; Trichomonadidae. The record is from RefSeq and is a predicted model, not a curated record. The transcript has a single exon. Bases 1 to 528 code for a protein of 175 amino acids.
AUGAUUUCAACAAUCGGCACAACAACAAUUCAAACAACUACAGCACCAAACUCGCUAGUCAUGAAUCCUACGUCAAUGUUAGUAGAGAUGAAAAGCUUUAUUCCUCCUUCAUAUACUUUUGAAACAGAAAUCCAGAAGAUAAAGCAAGAACUUUUAACAAGUAAUUUAGACUGUAGUGCGAAAGAUGAAACAAAUGAACAGUAUCUUUAUGAAAUGGAGGACCUCAUCGACCAUUUGCCUAAACUACCUGAAAUCCAACAACAAAAACUCACUAUUCCUGAAUUCGACGAAAUUGAAGUCAAAGCAACUGACUCAGUAGAAAUUAAGAAAUUCAUACGUAAAGUAAAUUAUGAAUUCCUUGGUUUUCAUUGCAACCAUAAAGUUAUGGACAAAGAUUGCGACAUGGUUUAUAAAAAUAUUUCUGACCUUUACAAAUCCGAAGAAUUUAAGACCUACGAUAACUUUGUUUCAUUAGUUGCUGAAUGUGUUUGGGAAAUAAGAGAUAAAGAUAGAAGAGGCAAAGUAUGA